Messenger RNA from Diuraphis noxia (Russian wheat aphid), 768 nucleotides. RefSeq lists its product as uncharacterized. The record is from RefSeq and is a predicted model, not a curated record. NCBI's taxonomy places the organism in Eukaryota, Metazoa, Arthropoda, Insecta, Hemiptera, Aphididae.
AUGGURUUUCUUAAACAUUUAUUCGGAAUAUUAACACUUCAAACUGGUACAAUUAUAUCGAGUUCGCUAUUUAUCACGCUGGCUAUUUGUGUUUUAUUAGUGAAUGCAUUGGCACUCGACACAGAAGCGCCACUAGCCUGGAUUGUUAUUUUCCUGUUCAUUGGUUAUAUGAUCGUGAUUUGGUUAAUAUCUUUUUAUGGUGCAUACCAAGAAUCUCAAAAUGGAAUUACCGUAGCAACUAUUUUGUGGACAAUUUAUAUAAUAAUAUGGCUAAAAUUGGUUAUAUUUUCCUAUAUAGAUGCAAAGUCUAUAUGUCUUGAAAAUAGAUGCCCUGAUGUGAUAUGGCUAUUAAGCAACCCGUGGCAUGAAAAACAGAAAGAAUGUAAUGAGGUUUUUCCAAAUUCAUCGACAAAUAAUUCACGAUCCUUAUAUGAAAAAAAUAAGAAACCUCAAAUGUAUGACGGUAGGAUAAAMAUUGAGAAAAAAAGAGAAAAAAAACAUAAUAUAACUACAGUUUCACAUAAUGUGACAAUAUCAUCUGUGGUAUUUGACAAAUACGAAAAUCGGUCUGAAAUCAAAACCAAUGAAGUAAAAUUAGUGCUUAAAAAAUGUAAUGAAACACCUUUAGUACGAUAUAACCAAGGGAGUAUGAUUGUAUCUAUAAUAGUGUUCUUACUAUAUCUACUAUUAUUACUUUUUUCUUGGCUGAUUUUAAUUAGUUAUCGAGAAGAAAUCAUACUACAGACAAAUCUUACAAACAACAAUUAG